This is a messenger RNA of Nannospalax galili (Upper Galilee mountains blind mole rat), 927 nucleotides long. RefSeq names its product olfactory receptor 8S1-like. Gene Ontology annotation, cellular component: membrane. NCBI's taxonomy places the organism in Eukaryota, Metazoa, Chordata, Mammalia, Rodentia, Spalacidae. The record is from RefSeq and is a predicted model, not a curated record. Gene Ontology annotation, biological process: G protein-coupled receptor signaling pathway. The transcript has 2 exons. Bases 1 to 927 code for a protein of 308 amino acids. Gene Ontology annotation, molecular function: G protein-coupled receptor activity; olfactory receptor activity.
AUGGGAGUUAGCAAUGUCACUGAGUUUGUGCUCCUGGGACUAGACAGCAACCCUCAGAUCCGGGAACUGCUCUUUGUCUUGUUUUUGGUGCUUUACCUUUUGACCCUCGCGGGGAACCUGCUGAUACUGCUGGUGACCAGUACUGAUUCCCACCUAGACACACCCAUGUACUUCCUCCUGAGACACCUCUCCUUCCUGGAUGCUUUCUAUUCCUCAGUCAUUGUACCUAAACUGCUGGAGAACCUUCUUUCUGAGUGGAAGACUAUAUCCUUCCUUGGGUGUUUCAUUCAGAUUUCUCUGGUCAUAUUUUCUGGGGCCGCUGAAGCCUGUCUCCUUUCUGCCAUGGCCUAUGACCGGUACCAGGCUGUGUGCCACCCACUGUUGUAUGCGGCUACUAUGAACAGGAAGGUGUGUGCUGAGCUGGUGGGUGUGUCCUGGACCAUAGGAGUGAGUACAAGCCUGGUUAACACCCUCCUCCUAGCUCAGCAGCACUUCUGUGGCCCAAACCUCAUCCACAGUUUUGCCUGUGAGGUUCCUCCCGUGCUCUUGUUGGUUUGUUCUGACCCCUACACUUCUGUCACCUCCAUCCUGACCACCAUGGUGAUCAUAGGCCUUGGUUCUCUUGUCCUACUGCUGGGUUCCUACAGCUGGAUCAUCAUCACAGCCCUGGGCGUCAACUCGGCCACAGGUCGGAACAAGAUCUUCUCUACGUGCUCUUCUCAUUUCCUUGUGGUCACCAUCUUUUACGGUUCAGGAGUUUCCAGGUACAUGACUCCAGCAUCUGGCUCAACCCUGGAGCAAGUGCUAUCUUUGCAGUAUAGUGUGGUGACUCCGCUGCUAAACCCCCUCAUCUACAGCCUGAAGAACAAAGAUGUGAAGGCAGCUCUGAGGAGGAUGCUGACCAGGAAGUCCAGACUGACCUUCUAG